Punica granatum (pomegranate) is the source of this 438-nucleotide messenger RNA. The record is from RefSeq and is a predicted model, not a curated record. NCBI's taxonomy places the organism in Eukaryota, Viridiplantae, Streptophyta, Magnoliopsida, Myrtales, Lythraceae.
AUGAUCAGCAGAAAGAAACUGACUGCAGUGGCAAGGAAGUGGCAGAAGAUGGCUGCUUCAAGCAGGAAAAUAGUCUCUCUGCCAAACGCCCAUGGGGAUUCGAGUGAUACACCAUUUGUUGCAGACAAGGGCCAUUUCGUUGUCUGCACGUCCGACAGAAGGCGCUUCAUGGUGCCACUAUCAUACCUCUACAAUGAUAUCUUCCAAGAGUUGUUUAAGAUGUCCAAGGAUGAGUUUGGGCACUCAUGUGAUGGGCCCAUCACAGUUUCCUGCGAUGCGGCUGCCAUGGAGUAUGUGGUGUCGCUGGUUCAACGUGGUUUAACUAAGGACUUAGAGAAGGCUUUGCUGGACGUCAUAGCUUCUAGUUGUUGCACGAUAACGGUGGCAUCUUUGGAUGAAAUGUGCGUGAGACCUCAAUUUCUUGUAUACAGCCACUGA